Prorocentrum cordatum is the source of this 2487-nucleotide messenger RNA. NCBI's taxonomy places the organism in Eukaryota, Dinophyceae, Prorocentrales, Prorocentraceae. The record is from the annotation of a GenBank genome assembly.
AGAAAGAGGACUAGUGGAGGACUGGGAGGAAGAGUAGGUCCUGAAUCUUGUUCGGCUCAAGAGUAGCAGUGGCCCGCGCCGCUGUCACGACUCACACAAUCACCCCGUUCUUCGAACCCUAAUUACACACACCUCUUACUAUACUAACAAACUGCUUGAGAUGCCCCGCUCGGAGGGAACAUCAGUUGCUUCUAAGGUGGGCAACCGUAAGUUUGUCGCCACGCUGGGUGGGGUGGACUUGGACUACAGGCUUGGUUUGGUCGUGGCGGCAGCGAUCGUCUUGGCGCUCAUCGGAGGCAGCCAGCUUGAGCUGGCUGUUGCUGCUCUGGCGUUUCUCAGGACUGCCUGGGUUCGCUCGCGAACGGGCAGCCAGGCUCAAGGGGCCAAGGGCUCGGCCGAGAGCUCCAGAGGACAGCCGCAGCAGCAGCCCAGAGUGGGCCCUGCCCAGCACCAGUGCGGCGCUGACGGGCUCUCGCCACAGGCGGGAGGCGCCGCUGCUGCCGUGGAGGACGGCAGAAAACCCAAACUCCUCCGAGUUCGCGGCCGCGACCUGCGCCCGAGCACCGUCUCUUCGACUGCGAAGCGGCCGGUCUGCCAGAAGUAUCGACGACUCAUUGCUUACUUUACAGAGGACUCUAAGGGACCUGAGGACACUCCACUUCGUGCUUGGGGCCACGGUGGCGGAUAUAGAGCUGAUCAUGGAUCAUGCGCACGCGAAGCGGUGGCAACAGGCCUUAGAGGUGCUGACGGAGAUGCGGCGGCUCUCCAUCACGCCCAACGUGGCCUGCUUCACUGCACUGAUCAGCGCCUGCGACAAGGGGAAGCAACCCGAAAAGGCUCUCGAACUAUUCGACACGAUGCAAAGGGAGGGCGUUGAGCCUACGGUGGUGACGUACAACGCGCUCAUCAGCGCGUGCAGCAAUGGGCAGAUGCCGGAGAUGGCCAUGGAAAAGUGCGCGGAGAUGCAGGAGAGAGGCCUGACGCCAAACGUCGUCACCUACACGUCGCUGAUCCGUGCGUGCGGGCAGAGCCAUCACCCGCAGCGAGCCUGGGAUAUCUUCGACGCCAUGAAGGAGGCUGGUGAGACGCCCAACGUCAUCACCUUCAGCAGCCUGAUCCAAGCGGCCGAGAAGUGCCAGGAUCCCGAGAAGGGCCUCCGCAUCUUCGCUGAGAUGGAGGAGGCUGGCAUCGCGCCUUCCCUGUUCGCGUACAACAACCUGAAAAGCUGCUGGAGAAGCCAGCCACUGUAUCGCGCGCUGCAGGCCAUCCGCACCAUGGAGAACGAGGGCAAGCCACCCAGCAACGCCGCGCGUUGGGCAGUCAGGAGCGCGUGCGACCAGGGCAAGCUCGAGAGGGAACCGCAGCCGAGCACCACCGCAGCCCACAAUGCCCCGGCGCCUGAUUGCCUGACGGAGCUUUCGGAGAUGCCUCUUGAGGGGCCCAAGCCAGACGGCGUCGCCUACGCGGCUGUCAUCGGAUCGUGCGAGAAAAGCAGGCAGCCAGAGAAGGCGCUGCGGCUGUUUCAGAAGAUGCUGGACGAGGGCGUGUUGCCGGACAUCAUGGUUUUCAAUUGCGCCCUUCGCUGCUGCGAGCAGCUGGGGGAUGCGGGGAAGGCUACGGAGGUCUUCGAGAAGAUGAGUGAGAAGCAGGUGAACCCCGACGUGGACACUUACGCAACCUUGAUCAGCGUCGGCGGCAAUGGCUGUACCAUAGCCAUGGACUAUUUCAAGGAGAUGCAGGGCAGGGGGCUGACGCCCACCUGCCACGCCUACAACACGGCAAUCUCCGCGUGCAGUCACCUGAAGCGCAGGAAUGGCAAGAACGGCGUGUGCAUCGGGCUGGCCCUGGACCUCUUCCGCAGCAUGAAGGAGAGGCGAACGUCGUGCCCGACGCCGGCACGUACAGCGCCCUCAUCGCCGCCUGCGAGAGGCGGCUCUGGCCCCUGCGUGCCGAGGAGCUGUUCCGGGAGAUGGAGGCCAGCGGGCUCGAGCCCGACGUCAUCGCCUACAACGGUCUGAUAAGCUGCUGGGCCGCCAGCAAGAAGGCAGAGAGGGCAGUGCAGCUGCUGGAGGAGAUGCAGUCCAGGGGCGUGGUGCCGAACGCCGCCACCUACGGCACGCUGGCUCGGGCGUGCGAGAAUGCUGGCGAUGAGGCGAAGAUGCGCGAGUUCAAGGAUCAGGAGGCUCGCUUACAGGACAGUCACAUCAAGCCCUCGUGCACGCGCGUGGUCAGCCACCACCGUGCCAGGGCGCAGCAGAUGGUCUCGUAGGCGGCGAGUCCAUCGUUGGCAAGUCAUUCGCCGACGGGAGCUUUGAGUUCAGGCACAGGACUCUUUCCGUGGCUUGCCGAACAAAACUGCUGUGGGAGCCUGGGGCCUGGGACAAGUUGAGGGGAACUAUUGACGCUCCGCGACUCCCCACCAGCCAGCCAAUCCGAGCGUGAUUCUCAGUCGAGUUGUCUUGAUCAGGGAAGUGUAGGAGAAUGCAG